CUACCGGUGAGAUGGAUGGCCCCAGAGUCUCUGUCAGACAGUGUGUACACCACUAAGAGUGACAUGUGGGCCUAUGGUAUACUGCUCUGGGAGAUUGUAACACUGGGAGCAACUCCUUACCCUACCAUGGUGUCAGCGAGAGAUUUACUGAAAGAAAUUGACCAAGGUUACAGAAUGGAGAAACCAAAACACUGUACUCCGGAAUUAUACCAGCUUAUGACGUGGUGUUGGAAACAAGACCCCGGAUGUCGUCCAACAUUUGAGGAGUUGGUUUUCCAUUUGGAGAAAUUACUGAAAGAAGAAAUGACCACCCAUGUCGAUCUCAACCAGUACUCAGAGAGCGCCUAUGGCAACGUUGAAAAUAAGAUAAAAGGAGAGAAACUGUGAAGUGGAUGAA
This is a messenger RNA of Lingula anatina, 397 nucleotides long. RefSeq names its product tyrosine-protein kinase receptor Tie-1-like. Gene Ontology annotation, biological process: multicellular organism development; cell surface receptor protein tyrosine kinase signaling pathway; protein phosphorylation. The record is from RefSeq and is a predicted model, not a curated record. Lineage: Eukaryota; Metazoa; Brachiopoda; Lingulata; Lingulida; Lingulidae. Gene Ontology annotation, molecular function: transmembrane receptor protein tyrosine kinase activity; ATP binding. Gene Ontology annotation, cellular component: signaling receptor complex; plasma membrane.